Molecule: messenger RNA, 882 nt
Organism: Hirsutella rhossiliensis
Lineage: Eukaryota; Fungi; Ascomycota; Sordariomycetes; Hypocreales; Ophiocordycipitaceae
Exons: 3
Coding region: 1-882 (293 amino acids)
Source: RefSeq, a predicted model, not a curated record
AUGCCGCCAAAAGCCUACGAACCAGGGACGAAAACCGAGUUCAUCCUAAGGGAAAAGACUCGGGCGUGCAAGCAGCUGUUUCAAAAAUGCCUCCACAUCCCGGACAUAGACGAGGACGACUGGCUGGCGCAGAAAAGCGCCGAGUUCAACUUGUGCACAUCCGGCCUUAAAGCCGACAAGCAUGGCCCAGAUUCUCUCGACUCUCGGCUGAGACUCCGCCCAGAUAUCAGAGAUGUCGUGGCCGAUCUCCUCGAUGGCCUGGUGACUGCCCUCUCCAAGUACCAAGAGAUAGAUCGAUCACCGUCUUCCUGGUCCGAUAUGAGCGACAGCAUUGGGAGCCGGCCCGAGUCUCGCGCCGACCAUGACAGCGGCAACCCAAAUCGCGACUUAUUCCAGGAGCAGAGGUUAUACGUAGAGACAAACCUUGAGAUACUCAUUCGAAUCCACGCCGCCAUCAAAAAGUCCGGCCUCAAGCUCAGGAACCAGCGCGCUGAUGACGAGCUCAAGAGAGCUGAAGAGAACUACCAACUUCAAAAGGUGGCGCUAGGCGAACAUCAGGCUCUCUACGGGAGCGAUGGCUCAAUAGGGCACCAUGAGCGGUUUAGGCGUUUUCUCAACAGACUCGUUCUGCGGAAUGGAUACACCGAGAGCCUGAUUCGUUACAUUGCUUCCAACAUCCAGGCGUUCAUCGUAGCACACGGGACCGAGAGCGAGGAUGAUCCAUACUUGAUACUUCAGGAAAAGCUUCUUGUUAUCUUUCGAGCCCAUCUUUACGACCCAGCUAGAUUAACGACCGUACAACGUCGCCUCAUCGACGCCAAAGUCGAACGCACCAGGAUCAGCGUCGAGCCCUCGGGCAGAAGCCGAUACUUGAGGAGAUGA